GAAGUAAGGUAGUAAAUAUCUACAAAGAUAUCAAAGCUCCUGUAUAGAUUUUCAUUCAUGUAUAUUAAAACUGAUUAUUAUUGCAAAAAGAACAAGAACUAAAAAUUUCAGUUGACCAGCUGGUGGAUUUAACACUUUAUUUCGUCAAUACAACAUACAUUUGUGGCCAAAUGUUUGGGCUACAAUUUAUAUGUUUAUAUGUUAAUUUUGUAUGUUAUACGUCCCUACAGUAUAUCAUAGAAACAUAUAAAAACAGUUAUCUAAAGAAAAACUGAAGCAGCAAAUUGAAUGCAACAGAAUUUGUGUCAGUAAAAAGCUUGCCACACCACUAUUUUAGUAUUGCAGCGCAAUAAUAUAAAUACUAAUAAUAAAACAAUAGAGAAUAUUAAAAGAGCAAAGAUGGAAGAAUUCGGAAACAUAUGGUUGUGCACCCAAACUGCUUUAAGUCGUCUAUGUUUAGUGUUUGCUUUAAUAUAGCUUAAUGAAGUAAUCACAUAAAAUAAAUCAUAACAUAUUUAUGUUGUCUUCAUCUGUAACUAGUUGUCCUGUAUGUCUUGUGUGCAGUAACAGUGGCUCUUUUUUCUGACAGUUCAAGAGAUAGGUUGACAGAAAAAAAAAUCCCCCACACGUAGCUGUGGCUUCUAUGCUGCACAGAAAAAGGGAAGUACUACCCUGUCACGUUUUACUUUUAUUCAGUCAAAUAGUGAGGCCCAUGUGAGGUACAAGAUGGAGCUCUGCAUCAAACUGAUGGUGAAAAUACUGUUGCUGCUCACAGCUCAAGACCAGAAAUAUUGUAUGUAUGCUAAAGAAUCAGAAGGAGCUUAUCUUCAUCUUCAUCCAAACAGACUGCAGUUCUUUGAAUAUGACUCCAUCUCAUUAAACUGCUCGGGGUAUCGUGGCCCAACAGAAUGGAGAGUGAUCAAAAAGCUUGGCUUAAAUUCUACUCGGUGGGAAACAUCAGCAAGAACCUUGUACAUUGAACCUGCCUUUAAGUCACACAGUGGAGAAUACUGGUGUGAAAAUGAAGAUGGAGAGAAAAGCAUGACUGUCACCAUCACUAUUACUAGUGGAGAUGUGAUCCUGGAGAUUCCUGCUUUUCCUUUUAUGGAGGGAGACAAUAUCGCUUUGGGCUGCAGAAAAAAAAUACAAUCUUCCAAUCUUCCAGCUGAUUUUUAUAAAGAUGGCCACUACUUGGAAACUGGAUAUGUAGGGAAGAUAACCAUUCUCAAUGUUUCCAAGUCUAAUGAAGGACUGUACAAGUGCAUCUUUACUGAAUCUCAAGGGGAAUCACCAGAGAGCCGGAUGGUUGUGAGAGCAGCACAUGUUGCUCCCACACCUCAGAAGACAAUACCUCAAGAUGAUGAAGAGACUGAACAGGAGAGCUCUCCAUCCAGGUCCACUGGACUCUCCAUCUUAUUGCCAGCUAUGUUGAUCAUUUUGGCUGUGGAUGUGAUAAUAGUGGCGGGACUACAUUACUGCCAGAAACACACAGUAGCAAGCUCUUCUGCUGUCAUGUCAGUAACAGUGUAUAAAAAUGCUCAGGUAACUCAUCUACAAAUGGAUACUUACAACAAUGAGACAAAACAGAAAAAGAAAUGAGGUUAAGUACACUUUAGAGGUUACAAGGAAGGCCCAGCAGCAUCUCCACUUUCUACUCAGAAGCCUCAACUUGAAGCAGAAGCCCUUGACCGUCUUCUACCAGUACUUGACCUUUUUGCACCGAUAUAUUUCUCUUUUUAAUCUCUGAACGUAAUGCACAUUUCAUUACUGUAUAUUGUUGUAUAUUUUAUUCUGUACAUAUGUUAUUUAUUAGGACUACUGCUUGCCCCAUUUUGUGUAUGGUGACCCUGAAUGGCCAAAUGGACUGCACACAAAGGAAA
Messenger RNA from Oreochromis aureus, 1880 nucleotides. Its product is annotated as low affinity immunoglobulin gamma Fc region receptor III-like. The transcript has 8 exons. Bases 727 to 1599 code for a protein of 290 amino acids. The record is from RefSeq and is a predicted model, not a curated record. Gene Ontology annotation, biological process: cell surface receptor signaling pathway. NCBI's taxonomy places the organism in Eukaryota, Metazoa, Chordata, Actinopteri, Cichliformes, Cichlidae. Gene Ontology annotation, molecular function: transmembrane signaling receptor activity.